Rotaria socialis is the source of this 582-nucleotide messenger RNA. The record is from the annotation of a GenBank genome assembly. NCBI's taxonomy places the organism in Eukaryota, Metazoa, Rotifera, Eurotatoria, Philodinida, Philodinidae.
AUGCAUUUGCUGCACAACCUUGUAUCCAGAAAAUGUUCUGAAUUUAAACCAUCAAAUAACUGUAUGCAUUGUCCUUAUGCACAUCAUAAGAAUAAGAUAGAAGUUGUCUGUAUACCAGAAGAUCUUAUAUUAGGUUUUAUUGAACAACUAGCAAUCACGUUGGUACACAUCUAUACGAUUAUUAUUUUAAUACGCGGUCGUCAGGCUGCCUUGAAAGGUCAAAUAGUAUAUUUCUCUGCUGAUACAAAUAGUAUUGUUAAUGAUUUGUUACCAUUUCCAAAAUGCUAUGAAUUCUUAGCGGUAGUACAGGAAAAAUCACACAAGAACAAUGAAUUUGGUACUACCGUUACCUAUUCAUUUCGUCCGAUUCAAGUAUUGAAAGCAUUAAUCUAUUUGAAACAACAUAAUCAUUUAUAUUUCAAUAAAACAUUGAUGACAAUUGAACAAAUCGAAGAUAUGUUUCAAUGCCGUAGAGAAACUAUAAUUCCGAUCCGAAUUAUUGAUAGUUAUGCUUAUAAUAAUUCAACUGUAAUAACGCCAGUUAUCAAUUCUUCAGAAAUUUUAUGUGGACCUAAGUAUUAA